Messenger RNA from Penicillium manginii, 3417 nucleotides. RefSeq names its product NACHT domain protein. The record is from RefSeq and is a predicted model, not a curated record. NCBI's taxonomy places the organism in Eukaryota, Fungi, Ascomycota, Eurotiomycetes, Eurotiales, Aspergillaceae. Bases 1 to 3417 code for a protein of 1138 amino acids. The transcript has 7 exons.
AUGUCAUUAGCGACCUCGGCCGAAUUGUCGCGCGUAUUCAGUGAUGCCGCGGAGAGCUUCCAGAGAUCGCUCAGCCCGAAAGAGCAGUCCAUAUUCAAGAAGUUUUCAACCUCAAGUGAAAUGCUCAAGAACCUUUAUGAUAACUGCAAGGAUGUGCAAAACAAGUCAAAGAUUUCUAGGCUAUGCCGAAAGAUAGAGAAAUUCGCUACAGCAUGGGAGCCUUUUUUCGAAAUAACAUCCAUCUUCGUGUCAUCCCAUCCUGAAUUCGCCGGUAUCAUUUGGGGGGCUAUUCGUCUUGUCUUUUUGCUCGGGACGAACUACACUAUGCAUCUUGAGAAGAUAGUAACUAUGCUUCAACAAAUUGGAGAUGUGUUACCCGCGUAUGAGGAGUUCUUUGACUUGUUUGUCAAGCGCCGAUCAUCCCUGGAGAAGGAGACUGGAAUCGCCCCUUCUCUGGAGCUUCGUCACCACCGAUUGUACAAAGCUCUGUCAUUUGUCUAUGUUGAUUUGAUUCAAUUCUGCCAGGAGGCUUGUAGAAUAUUUGGGAGCAAACGAGGAGGUUCAAGAUAUACCCCUUCAAUAAUAGCAGAUGUAUUCUGGAAACCAUUUGAUUUGAGAUUUUCUGCGCUGCUAUCUCGCCUGCAAUCCCACCGGGAGGUCUUCCAGAAUGAGGUGCAGUUGGAGGAGUCAAAAUGGACGGAACUCCAACAUGACAAGAGGGCGAAACAGUCCGAUCUUAAUGGCCUGGCUUUAGAACAAAUCAAGAUGCAACUGGAGGAGUUGCAAAAAACUAAUACUGAUAUGGACUCGAUGCUCUCGAACCGACUGGAGACAAUUGAGCGCGUAUUCCAUGACAUGAGUUCGAAUGCUCGACAGAACAAAAUGGACGAACUGCAGGAAAGGCGGACCUUGGAGACCAGAGUCGCCGGGAUAAAGCGAUGGAUCAACGCUCCAGAGUACAUGCGGGAAUAUGAAAAGGCUCGCCGAAUCCGACUUCCUGACACGGGUGAUUAUCUUUUGGAAAGUUCUCUCUAUCGAAAAUUGAAAGGAAGCAAUGUUGAGACCGCUGAUUUGGAUUCACCGAUGGGCCUGCCUGCUUUGCCUCAAAUGCUAGUUAUCAAAGGCAAGCCCGGAUUUGGGAAAACUGUUGUUUCGUCCUUGAUUAUCGAGGAUCUUCAGUCCUCACUUCGCCCUGUCUUAUUCUAUCACUUUUCUUCUGAGAAAAGAAAUUCAGUUAGUCCAUAUGCUGCCAUGCGAGCCAUACUUGUGCAGCUCAUUCACUCUUUUGGAUCGAAUAAGAAGGUUGUUGACCAGAUUGCGGUAUUGACGAGCAAUGAGAGCUGUGGACAGAUAACAUCGUCGGAUGAGGAGGUCUUAGCAGCCGUGGAACUCCUUCUAGAGACAGCACCGCAAGUCUCCAUGGUUUUUGAUGGAGUUGAUGAAUGCGAAAAUGCAAGACAUUUUCUCGAGAUUCUGUGCUCCAUUAGCAGCUCGACGCGUCUGAAAACAGUUCUUCUAUGCAGGCCGAGUGUUGAACUACCAACCCGAUUCCCUCAUUUCCCCCUACAUCUCGAUAAGAGAUGGAAUCUCGCAGAUAUCAAAACUUUCGUUCGCCCUCAUCUCGAAUCUCUUUCUGAUCGGCGUUUACUUUCCCUCGAUCUUGAUUUGAAUCAGCUGGUCAAUAUAAUCAGCGAGCGCGCCGAGGGGAUGUUUCUUUGGGCGUGGCUCAUGACGCAAUACCUCAAUUGCCGUGCUCUAUCCCCGAAAGAACGAUCAGAUGCUAUCUUCACUCCUAGCCUUGUUGAAGGACUGGAUGAUGUCUAUGAAAAAAUUCUUCGCGUUCUUUCACGUGGUUAUGAUAGAGAGAAAGAUCAGGUUCACAAGAUUUUCGAGAUACUCUCAGUCUCCAUCCGACCUAUCCAUAUAUCAGAGCUGGAGUUUUCUGUGGCUGUCACACCAGGGAAAAUCACAGAAGCAUCGAAUCUAAUUGUCGAAUUUGAAGAGUCUCUUCCAAUCCUUUGUUCAAGUUUAGUUGAAGUGCAGAGGGAUAGGACUGUGCAAUUUGUACACUCCUCCUUUCGCGACUUCCUCACUCACCAAAACGCACGGGGUAAAACAAUCUUCGCGGUCAAUGAGCGACGGGCCAACAUCACUUGCGCAACUAUCUGCCUCUCCUACAUUAUGUAUGAUCUUCCCUCAAGCUCUGUAUCCCCUUUUGUAUCUUCUAUACCAGGGCAGAUCGGGACCCUAUUUUCUUCUCAUUUCCCCCUUCUCGGUUAUUCAAUUCACUGGCCAGUUCAUGCCUCGAAGGGGCUUGGCAAUUCAGAUCUGAGACCUCGCAAGGACGCAGAGACUGAUGUGCAGAGCAUACUUUACGAUAUGCUGAUGAGGUUCCUGAGCAAACCACUUUCAGUGACUGUCUGGAUCGAAAGCUCAUGGUUACUUCUAAUCAAACCUUGUCUCACUGACCUGGUCAAUAUUUGUACGAGCGGGGACACUAUACAUGAUUCAUGGAUUCAUACUGGAAACAUUACCGUUACUAUGCUUCACGAAUUCGCUGUUCAACUCGAGAAGCUCAAUAUGGAUUGGUCUCAUCUUUUAGCGAUCGAUCCGAAGGCUAUUUGGGGAUCUAGUAUCACUGCAUUCUCAAAAUCCUCCUUUUGGUAUCAGACCAAGGACACCACCGUUUCAUCUAUGUUACCUUCGGAAGCAGCAGGCACAUACAGGAGUGGGGAUUUCAACCGACCAAUUCUGCUCAAAUCCCAACUAUCCUCAACAGGCGAGACAAUUGGAGUAGCCAUGAUAGUGCCUUCAAGGAGUUAUCUCAUUGCGCUUGACGCAUUAUCAGCUCUUGGAAAUCAAACCCGCCAGUCGGAUCACGGGCUGGUUCCUCUAUCAGAAAGGGAAAAAAUUACUAGGCUCUGCAGUUCAGGAUGGAGAGCUCGAUUACAGAUAAGAAACGCCAACGAUGAAAGUCUUUUAAUGGACUACGAUGAGGAAAUUCCGGAACAGCAAAUCGCUCAUAUGCUAUGUCAAUGCCUGGCUAGCGGUACACCUCACAGACUCUCGAUAUCCGUAUUCUUUAGUGAUGAUCUACGCCAUGUCGUCAUCCUGCAGUCCAUCCUGGCGAUCCGAAAGGUUCCAUCGGUCCAAUCCGGCGUUCCAAACAUGCAGUGUAGGCUUCAAAGUCUGAACCACGGGGAUUCAGGUAGUAUCUUCAACGAAGGGAAAGAGCAAGACAGCUUCAAUUGCACCUUCGCCCCUACUGGUUCGGCUUUUGCACUGAGUUUUGAAAAAUCUCGGUCAAAUACUAUGCCCUCGCAAAUGGUCAAAGUAUGGAGCAAUGUUGCUGCAAUUGAGGACUGGCCAAAGUUUGUAUACAAGGGGCAAAUUCGGACUAGUGGACUUUCGUCUUAG